This is a messenger RNA of Soboliphyme baturini, 1161 nucleotides long. The record is from the annotation of a GenBank genome assembly. Lineage: Eukaryota; Metazoa; Nematoda; Enoplea; Dioctophymatida; Soboliphymatidae.
AUGAAGCAGUUCAUUUGGUUGGCUGUUUGUUUGGCCAUCUGCAAAAUCGCCGUUGUCAAAAACGCAGACACGGCAGGUUCGUCAAUCAAACCAAAAGCAUCAAAGAAACCGAAACCCGUUGUUCCUACCGUUGAGCCGUUCUCAUGCAUCAGCGACAGCGGAAAAGAAACACCAUGGUACGUCAUUUACAAGCUUCCGUCAAGCGCCGGUGAUGAGUACCUUUAUAUGGACGAUGGCUCGCAAAAAUGGUCACUGAAGAAAACGUUCAUGGCAAAAAAUGGACCCUUCAUGCGAACGUUUGCGGCGUUUUUCGAUAAUCCUUAUAAACAAAACAGUCUAGCGAUAUUUUACAAUAAACAACCGGGACCCGGCGGCGUGCCUCAGAGGAAAACAGAUUCUCUUAGCAGGGGAAUUGUUCUCGCGACGAAGUCUCGACUUGCAUGGAUAGUGCAUUCUUUCCCGGCCUUUCCGGCCACAACUCUGGAUGGCACCGUACUACGGGAUAAAUCCACGGCUGGUAUGCUGGUGUGCCUCUCUCUUGACAACCAACUUGCUGAACUGGGUGAAUUUCUUCAGUACGAAAAUAUCUCAAUUUAUUACAGCCACAAAGGAGACGCCGCCAUACCGCAGAGUGUAAAGCAAUUGCUGAAUGGCCAACCGAUUGAAAGCACGCCAUUAAGGAAAGUGCGACGUUUCCGGCUUCUGAACGCCGCGCAACGAAAUCCGAUCGUUUUCGCCAAGCUGGGCAUAAUCCGACAGGAUAUUUAUUCGCAAUUUAUCACUCUCUCGUCUCCCCCAAAACGCUUUACGACAAUUUGGAACGGGAAGCAUUCAAAACCGGCUCAACUGCUGAAAGCGGUCUGCAAUCCACCGUAUAGCCUUGCAGAUUACAUAGCCUCUCGCAAACCACCGAAAGCGGUAGUCGUAAAGAUGGAUACAGACAACGGCGAACGCUCCAUUCGAAACUCUGAAGACCUUUCGACCUGGGCGCUACAAGGAAACGCGAUGUGGUGCUUUAGCGACCUGAUGCAUGUGCCCGCACAGCAUGAACAAAGUGGUGGAGCGGUUUGCUUUCCAUCCAACGGUUUCCCGAACCUGGUGCGUGCCUUCUCUGCUCCUGCAGGCGCUGCUGAUUUGUAUACCUCCUGCAAACGACGUUAA